Messenger RNA from Microthlaspi erraticum, 1722 nucleotides. The record is from the annotation of a GenBank genome assembly. NCBI's taxonomy places the organism in Eukaryota, Viridiplantae, Streptophyta, Magnoliopsida, Brassicales, Brassicaceae.
AUGCUGCGUGCAACUUGUUUUACUCCUUCCCUUUCUCGGGCGUGUUGCCCUUUACUUGUACUGAUUCUCAGAGUCCCAUCUGCUCAUCGCCCGCAUCGUCGUUGCUUCUCUCCAUUUCGUGAGUACCAUUCUUCACUAUCUGUCAAAGGCAGUCGAGAGAGACGACUUAUUCUCACUGAGAACAACAGAUACCUAUGCACCAUGCCACUCGCUGCCAAACAAUCACCACCUUCUCCUUCUGAACACAUGUCGAAGAAAGCAAAGAAGAAAGCUAUCCAACAGUCUCCUGAAGCAGUGCUGAAACAGAAGCUAGACAUGUGCUCUAGAGACGGUAACGUCUUGGAAGCUCUUCGCUUGUACGACGAGGCCAAACGCAACGGCGUGCAGCUUAGCCAGUACCAUUACAACGUGCUGCUCUACGUGUGCUCCUUGUCUGAGGGAGCAGCAGCAGAGUCUUCUCCUAAUCCAGGACUUGGUAGGGGUUUUGAUAUAUUCAAGGAGAUGAUUGUUGACAAAGUAGUUCCUAACGAAGCUACAUUCACAAACGGUGCUAGGCUCGCCGUUGCCAAAGAUGACCCGGAGAUGGCUUUUGAUAUGGUGAAACAGAUGAGAGCCUUUGGUAUUCAACCGAAGCUGAGAUCUUAUGGACCGGCUCUUUUCGGUUUCUGUAAGAAAGGUGAUGCAGAGAAAGCCUAUGAAGUCGAUGCGCAUAUGGUUGAAUCAGAGGUGGUUCCUGAAGAGCCUGAGCUUACUGCUCUUUUGAGAGUUAGUAUGGAUGCAAAGAACGUAGAGAAGGUUUAUGAGAUAAUGCAGCGGUUGAGAGAUUUGGUGAGACAGGUUUCUAAGUCGAGUUUUGAUAUGAUUGAGGAGUGGUUUAGUUCUGAAGCAGCUGCGAAAGCUGGAGUGAAGAAAUGGGAUGUGAAGAAGAUAAAGGAUGGUGUUGUGAGUGGUGGUGGUGGGUGGCAUGGACAGGGUUGGCUUGGGACUGGAAAAUGGAAUGUGACGAGGACAGAGAUGGAUGAGAACGGUGUGUGUAAAUGUUGCAAAGAGAAGCUUGUUUGUAUUGAUAUCAAUCCUGUUGAGACUGAGAACUUCGCUGCAUCGUUGACUCGAUUGGCCUCUGAAAGAGAAGUCAAAGCUAGUUUUAAUCAGUUUCAGGAAUGGUUGGCAAGACAUGGACCGUUUGAUGCAGUCAUAGACGGAGCCAACAUGGGAUUAGUCAACCAGCGAAACUUCAACUUCUUCCAGCUUAACAAUAUAGUCAAUCGAUGUCAACAAAUUAGUCCGUCGAAAAGGUUACCACUUGUGAUCCUGCACAAGAGCCGUGUACACGGAGGACCAGCUACAAACCCUAAAAACAGAGCCUUGCUAGAGAAAUGGAAAAACGCUGGUGCUCUCUAUGCUACUCCUCCUGGCUCAAACGAUGAUUGGUAUUGGCUUUACGCUGCUGUGAGUUGCAAGUGUUUAUUGUUGACAAACGAUGAGAUGAGAGACCAUCUCUUUCAGCUACUCGGAAACAGUUUCUUCCCAAGGUGGAAAGAGAAGCAUCAGGUUCGAAUAUCUGUGUCGAGAGAGAAUGGACUCAAACUGCAUAUGCCACCUCCAUACUCCAUUGUUAUACAGGAGUCUGAGGAUGGAACAUGGCAUGUCCCAAUGAGUGUAGAAGAUGAUCUUCAGACAUCAAGGCAAUGGUUAUGCGCAAGACGAUCCAAAACACAUUGA